AUGCAGUUGCCUAGCAACCAGAGACUGCCAAUACCAGAUGUACGUGACUUUGCCAGGCAACUAUGGCGUCAGGUGGGAAUUAAUGGUUUAUUACCUCCUUUGCAGUUAGUCGGGCUUGGUAACUACGGUCUCUCCAUGGAGACCGUCCUGCUAUCAUUUCAGGCGGGAAACACAUCGGAGGUUCAAAUAACUUUCAACAUUCCCGGAUGGGAUGCUUUGCAUGAAUUCAAAUUCAAAAUUGUCCAACCUAAACUGCACAUGAAAUUGGAUUUCCUAAGACGACAAGCUGAUGUCAAAGCCAAAGGUUUCUUGGUAUCAUUGAAUUACGUGGAAUCCAAAUUGAAAAACAGAGGAUUGCCCAUUGAAUUAACUUUUCCAAACAACCUAGAUGGCUCUAUGGAAAUCAUUGUCGCUGAUAAGAGUGCUAUUGUCGAAUUCAACUUUCUAAUACCACUGCUUUCAUCGUUUAUGAAUAUUAAGUCCUUGGAAGCAAUCAGUCGCAUUUCGCAAAACAUCACUGUUCCAAUGUUACAUUUGCGCUUAGCUUCUGGGCUUUCUAACAUCUCCAUUGCCAACGUGACAAUGGUUUCAACACGACCCUUUUUAGUCCUAGGAAAAGUGAUCAUAAGCACUGCAACGUUAGAGUUGACAGAAAAUGGAAACUCGUUUCAUGCCAGUAUCAACAUCUGCGGAGAAGACAUAUCGGUUAAUAUGCGUAAUGAUAGAGGCGGACAGUAUCUAAUCUUCGAGGCAGCGGGCGAAGAAAAGGAACGGUCUACAUCAAUAACUGUUGAUGCUUUCCUUUCUUGCUUCGAGGACUUAAAAGAGCGCCGACCAGACAUCAAUUUCAUGCGAAUGAACAAUUCGUCUUACGCAUUCGGUCUCAAACAAUUCCGCAUUAGGUAUAGAAUGAGACCAAACCUGCAGCUAGUUGACAUUAUUGUCCUCUUUCAACUUCCAAGUGAUUGGAACGUCUUCAAAGGAGCAUUCCUAUCGACACAGCUACUUAAUUCAACAUUAAACGCUGAAAUUACCCUCUUUCGUCAUAAUUCACCCGCAGAUAUAAAGGCAGAAAUUUUUGGUCGAGCAAUCAUUGGACAUCCACCAUUGAUAGAGUUUCCUUUUUUGAUCGAAGUCCCAACUAAAGCCAGGCCCAUAUCACUGACUCUUCAAGAUAGAAAAACGAUAGGCGUUGAUUUUAAAAUGUUGUCAAAGCUAGGAAGUCUAAGUGGUGCUUUUCCUUCUUUUCUGAACACGCUACUUACACAGCUUCUAAUCAGGAAACUGAAACUGGAAUUUUCCUCAAUGCUUACUGGCGCUUUCACAAUAACCACUCUGCAUGUUGAAACUCCGCCGAAAACAGUAUGGAACUUUCCAUUUUUUUACCUCGGGAAUAUCAAAAUAUUUCACACGGUGAAUCACACUCUUGUUAGUGGUGAAAUCAACCUUGGAAAUGUGAGCUUGCCAUGCCAACUUGACUGGCCGCCGACAGGUGGAGACCCAGUAAUAGAACUCCGAAAUUCUGCGACGGUAGGAGUUUCAUCAUUUGUCCAGCAAGUUUAUCGAGCGUUCUUUGGAAGAGAGAAAAUCAAGGACAUUUCAAGAGGUCUGGAAAGAAGCAAACUAUCAGUCAUACCUAGCUUUACCCUUGAAAAGGCCUCAUUUCAAUUAUCCAGAAAUCUUUCACUUCAAAAAGCAUCAUUUAAAGGAGCUAUUGGGAUGUAUUCAUGGGAACUUCUGAACGAUUUCUUUGGUGUUAGAGAUAUUUCUAUUUCAAUUGACAUCGACGUCGGAACGUCUUUCGCCCUUUCUAUCGAAGGAACAAUCAUUUUGGUCGAGGGAAGCGUUAGCAUGCCUUUCCAGCUGAACGUUCCCUUCUCAAGAAACCAGUCACUAGAAAUCAGCCUUCCGGAAAGCGCACGACCACGUAUUUCUUUCCGAAAUCUUACUGGAAUAUUAUUUUCGGCAACAGGAAGCAAGUUUCCCUCUACCCUUGGAUCGUAUCUUCCAGAGUUAGUUCUCCAAAAACAGAUUAUUUCCUUCGAUGAAAAGCUAACGGUGUUCGAAAUUAAUACAUUUCAGGCUGUCCUGAGCACCCCAUGGGAUCUUGGGGGCAUUGGAGCUCUUAUCAUUGGGAAUGUUACAGUCUCUAUGAACCCGCACCAGUUUACGUUGAGGGGAAGUCUUUCGCUUGGUAAUACAGUAUUGGAGCUUAAACUGACAAACUCUCCCAAUGGACAAGUUUUUAGUCUAAAUCGCCCAAUAGAAGUCAAAGGGUUGAAUGAUCUAGUAACAGAUGCCUUGAAAAAGAUGUUGCCAGGAGUAAAAAGUUUACCGGAUGUUGAUCUGUUAGGCCUCAAUAUCGCUGACAAAUCCUCAAUACAGUUUGCGGAAGUACAGUUCUCCAAUAAUUUUGAUUUUCUCCAAUCCUUUGCCCUUAAAAUAAGGCUCUCCAAUUCUUGGUCGUUUUUCCAGUCAACCUUUUCAUUGCUCGCCCCUACCAUGAACUUACACGUUAACGAUCUCAGUGACAUUCCAAGUUACAAGCUCGAUAUAUCUGGCACUAUAGAGUUUGUAAACGGAAAAAACCGAACAGUGUUUCCACUUGAAUGCAACAUCCCAGAAUCACAGAACUCUAUGAUCACACUGAAAUUGCAAAACGAAGUGGUUUUUAAUCUCUCAAAUAUUGCAGCGUUACCGCUGGUCGGUAAACUGAUUCCACCAUCUCUGCUGGCACCAAUUUCAGAUAUCAUUGGAGACGUUCUACUUUGGCCAUUAAGAGCAGACUUCGAACCUACAACAGCACGUUUGGAGUCAUUAAACUUAACAGUAACCGCUCUUAAACACUGGCAACUGAAAGGCUUUCCACUGGCGUUCCAAAAUAUUACCUUAGAACUGAGAGUCGGCCAAAACGUUUACGCAACUCUACAAGGAAUUAUUGUCUUAAACGCUAAGCCAAUUUUUGUGCGAAUGCCAUUCCCACCAGAAAUACCGAACGUUCCUGAAUUGAAACUGACAUUCCCAGGAUUUCCAGAGAUAACGUUGGCAGAAAUAGGCAAACAACUUGUCGGUGGCUUCGGCUUAGAAAAUCUUUUCCCGCCAGUUUUUGAUAAACUGAAAAUUUCCAUGAAGGUUUUGAACUUACGCCUAUUACCACCUCUGAGGCAGCUGAAGAUCCAAAGCUUCCAGAUGAACUUUUCACUAAAAGACCAAGUCACCAUUAUUGAUAACUGGUUGCGUAUAUCUGACAUAACGGCUGACCUGAGUUUGGCAACAGCCAAUAAAGUGAGCGUCGCUGGGCGAUUGGCAUGUCUCUUGACGCUUGGAAAAGGGGCCAAUGUCCUUCAAAUUCAAGGGGUCCUAUCAAUGCCUCAUUACUCUUCUCAAGCGUGGGAACUUAACAUCCUCCCGCAGCAAACGGAUCUUUCAGCAGCUAAUAUUGUUGCCUUGACGGGUGGUGGAUUUGAUUUAAAGGCGCUGUUUCCUGACGACAUUCUAUCAAAAGCAGACAAGUUUUUGUUGAAACACUUUAAAGCCGCUUUCAAUCCCAACCCUCGUUUUCAAAUAUUCAACAUAACAUGCGCUUUAGAGACAAACCUUAGUGACGUCUCGCUUCCCCUUGGAAUAAGAAUUCAGCGUAUUUACAUUAAGCUGUUUAUUGAUGACGCUUUCACUGCCAAGCAGUCCGUCAAGAUCACAAUAUAUGUUGUGAUUAGCCUUGGCAAGGCAGUAGUUCAGACAGUUCUCGCUGUGUACAAGGACUCCGUUGUUCUAGCUAUCGAAAACCUUAAGGAGCAACCAUUAACUUUAUCAGACUUGGCAACUCUGAUCGGUGGGGAUCAGCUGCUUAACAUCGUCCCUGGCGCCUUUUUGAACUUCAAUAAAGUGACUUUGAACAGCUUGAGCAUCAGAUUCAGCAAACCUCAAUUUGAUCUACUCAAUGCCACUGUUCGAUGUGAUCUCAAUGGUUUUGAUGUCGGUUUUAGCUUUCCACUGCCAGUGCCUGACCCAUCCAAUAACUUUAAAGCAAGACUUACUGUUCAAUAUCUGAAGCUCGACUUAAAACAAAACAAGGACUGGGAGCUUAGCGCAGCAAUUAAAGCAUCGUUCACCGGUAUUCCGUUAGAGAAACACUUCAGUGACCUUGAAGGAUUAGUAAUUGUGACGUCACGAUCUGCCAUAAUUACUCUUAAGAAGAAACUCCUUGACACCAAAGUUGAUAUGAAACUUGCUGGCAUAGACUGCAACUUGAACAUCAAGUUUUCAGAUCCAGAAAUUAUAUUUGUUACACAAAAACAGCCCAAAAUUAAGGUGACCCUUGAGGUAACGGGAUUCGAUAUUCUAAACAAAAUGUUUCCCUUUAAAGUGUUCAAGGACACAUUAAAAAUGUACGUCGUGAUAACGGAAGAGACAGGUAUAUCAAUUCAACUAGAAACAAUGCCAAUUAGGGAUGAACUGGUACCCUGCAAGAAGGACAACGAACUUUAUACCUGUGAUUUUACAUGGCUUUGUAAGAAACAUUCUUAUGUCAGAUUCAAACUACCUUCUUUUGCAUAUACGAGAGACGGCUUCUCUGCCAUCAUUGACGUUCAAGGCUUGGACACGCUGUGCGUUCCUAUCACACUGCCCCUCUUGCGACAGUUCUUCGAGAAACUCCCGUUCCUCUUUAAUCUAGCCAAAUCAAACAUUCCUUUGUGGCCCCCUCCGGACAUAAUACGCAACUUAAAUAGGAUGGGGUGUAAUAUCGAUAACCUACCGAAGGGCAUGCAGCGAUUCAAAAGUCCAGAAUUUCCAAGAGAGAUAACCGUAGCCGUCUCUAUGUCGCAGAACGGUCCCUUAACAUUAAGUCUAGAGGUUCAGAAUGGAGAAUCCUUAGAUGUGGCAAUGCCGGUGAGUCCCUUAGGUGACUUGCUAGCAGUCUCCUUCAGGCGAUUCUCCAUCGGAACUAUUUCCGGGUUGCCAUUUGUUGACAUUGACGCUGAAGUAUAUCUUUGGGAUCUUAAGUUUGUAAUACUUCUUUCACGCCUUCCAAGACAAACUCCACUGCUAAUCAACGCGGCAAAUAUGGAAACACAUAUAAUCUGCAAAGACUGCUUCUUUGUCAUCCUGGGUUUUUCGCCAAUUCCGAUUUUCGCUGCACCCUUGUCCGUGAAAUAUCCGACACUCAUUGAUUUCCAAGCUCAAUUAACAAUAUAUCAUCGAAGACCUGAUUUUAAAGACUUGGGCGCAAUUGCCUCUCUUUUGGUUGGGCUUGUAAAUUAUUACACAACCAAGGACUACUUAUUAUCGAUGGAUGACGUAAAAGCUGCAAAUAGCAGUUUACUUGUCCUAAAACUGUCGCACGAAAAUGACUUGACUAUGAUUCAGCUACCAGCGUUCUCUGGUGGAAGUAAACUUACAUUGAAUGUCCCGCCAAUAGAUGGUAAGAAGUUUCUCAUUGGCUGGAUGAAUUUCAUGAAAACGUUUGAACCUAUAUGGCUGCUAGAGAUUGUUCCUCUCAAAUAUCGUGUUUUGGACGUUGCAUUCAAUAUCGGUCCUUUUAGAUGGCCUUUGCUAAAAUUUGCAGCUUCAUCACCAGAGGAGCUAAAGAAAAACAAAGCUCUCUGGCCGUAUCCAGUGAUGGAGAGUGGAGACGAUGCAUUGAUAAUUGCGUCCGCGGACUUAGUUCUUCUCUCUGCUGACGUUGUUCUUCGUGUAAAGAACUUUGGAAAUGCUGGUCUGUCGCUGCGUUUGAACGCUGGUAUAAGUAGGGUGGUCAAGAUAAACUUUGAAGCCGCCGCAAAGAUCAACUUAGAGGACUCUUCCAAUCCAAUGCUGAUUUCUGCAAAAGCUCACCUAAAACUGUUUGAUGUACCACUCCUUAGGGGUGAGGUGACUGUUACCAAAGACAUGAUAGUAGUAUUUGGCGAAUUGAAAUUUAACUUUCUGGGCGUCGUUAAAUUGGGUGGAAGGGUAAGAGCUGUUUUUGGUCCUGGCCUUGUAUUUGUACUAGAUGCUGCAAUAGAUCUUCAGUUUAUGGGUGUGUCACUAUCCAGUGGCCACCUUCUCAUAAAGGAAGCUCCUUCAACCUCGUUGGUACGGGCAUCAUCACGAUUCAUGGGGUCGAAACUAAACAUUGUGAUUAGACGUCGUCGUCUUUCUAUUGCCAUUGGCGCACAGGCGAAAAUUGCCCUUGGUCGACCAGUUGUUCUCGGCAAAAUAAAAGUCUUUGGAAAGGAUUUGGGAAAAAUUGUUUUGCCCACUGGCUUUGACUGUGAUGUGAGGAUUUCAUUUCCUGGAAGAAGCACGUUAAAGGUUUCAUUUCAUUUUCUAGGGCAAAAAAUAGAUCUUCCUUCAUUAACAAUUGACAUACAAGAUGCAAGACCUGAGAGAAUCCCUCCACUUUUACUAGAUUAUGUUAAGAAUAAAGCGCCUACUUUGAUAAAAGAUCUAUUCCAAAAGGAUAUUCGUUUGUUACUAAAAGCAUUUAUGGAAGGACUUAUCAACUUUGUUGGCAACGUUGGAGAAUUCGUCAAAGACUUGCUAAAAGUGGGCUUGAAAGUAGGAGGAGAACUAAUAAAGGAAGUUGGAAGAUUCCUCAAAAACUUCGCUGACUCCACAAAGGCAUUAGCCCAAGCCGCUGAACAGGCUAUUAAAGCUGCAGCACAGGCGGCUAAGGCUGUAAGAGAGGUCGCUACGAAAGUUGUAGAGGAUGCUAAAAAAGCAGUUGAACAGGUUUCAAAAGUGGCAGAGAAAGUCAAAAGACAAUUUAAAGAGGCUGGAAAAGCUUUGAUACAAGCCACAGGAAAGGUGAUACGUCUUAAAAAUGCUGUCAAAGAGGCAAAAAGGGUCUUGAAAAACAUCUCGAAGGCACUUGAAAACGUCGUUAAUAGAAUCAGUCAGAUAGCCCAGAAAAUAGCGGACGAAAUUGCUAAAGGUCUUCGUAAUCUUGCUGGAAAGGUGAUCAAAACUCUUAAAGGAUGGUUUGGAAAACGUUCAAUAUAUCGACGUGAUGCCCUUACCGAUGAAAAGCGAAAUAAAGAAGGGGCAAAAAAGAACCUCCAAAAAGCUCGAAGCAAUCAGAAAACUCAUGUCAGGCAAAAGGAAAGAGAGCUUGAAAGUGCACAAAAAAGAGAACAGAUAAAGAAAGCCUUGUAUGACGAUGCGCGCAAGGAGGCACUCCGUUCAACAGAAAACCUCAAAAAGACUUUGAAAGAUAAAACCGAUAAGGUGGCACGCUUAGAUGACAUCAUCAAAAAAGGAAAGUGUGUAACUGGUGAGCAUAACUGUCACCCGAAUGCAACAUGUCUCCGCUCAGGACCAGAUGGACAAUCAUUCAAAUGUAUAUGUAGACAUGGGUGGGUAGGAGAUGGCGUCUUUUGUGAGCGGCCUAUUAAAAGUGUUGCAGUUAUGUCGGAUAGUCCAAGAGCAGUAGGAGAGGCAGUUUCGUUUUCCUCCUUUACCCUAUCGGGAACAAAUGUUAAGUAUAGAUACAGUUUUAACAGAGCAUUUAGUGAAUACGGUGUCGCAUCACACGCUUUCAAUUUACCAGGAGUGCAUGUGGUAAACGUAUUUUCAAAAAACGACGUAAGCAGUGUCUCAGCUAGUGAAAUAGUCAUCGUUCAAGCACCGGUAUCCAAUAUUAAGCUUCAAAUAAGUGGAGAUCGUAGAGCAUGCCGUGCUGUAAAUCUUAAUCCCUCAGCCAGUGGGACAAAUGUCUCAUUUACUAUUGAUUUUGGAGAUAACACUUCACUUACCAAUGUGAGAGGCUUAGUAAGGCAUCAUUAUCGACAAUCAGGAGAAUUCAUCAUAAAUGUGACGGCUUGGAAUUUUGUUAGCAGCAUUAGUGAGACAUUUUUUGUGAACAUUUCCUCAACCCCUUGUGAUCGGCUCUAUUGUGACAUGUGGUUGCUGGAGAGAGCAUUUCCUGGGAAAAAAUUACCUGAAAUUACGUCAUUGGCAUGGUUUCUCCAGGAGCCCUCGCUUUUUGGAAAUAGAGAGAUUCGACUUAAUAAGAUUUGGAAAUACCUGGCAUUGAUGUACCCAUUGUCCUAUUCAGUGUUUGAGAAAGCUAGUGAAGAGAUAAAAUUAGGGGAUAGGAGAUCACAAUACAUCUUCGGGGGAACGUACAUAGAAAUCGAUGCUAUUUUGGCUGGGAUACUGGCAUCGCGCCUAACGUUACCAAGCGGAAAUAAACGCUUGCCGUUUCUUCCACACAUUUCAAAACCACUGGAAACAUUCACGUGGAUUGCAUCUGUACUAAUUGAUACGACCGACUUCUUAAGCACUUGGAAUAUUUCACUAGAAAGUACAACAUUGUGUCAGGACAGACUUUCAACAUCAACAGUUAAUAGUGCAGUUGAUGGUUACGUUUUGGGUUUAGCGAUUACAAAUUCAUCGGGCAGUGAAAAGCUGUCAAAUGUUUUAUUCGACUACUAUUGUCCUUCAAAGAACGAUGUGAAAUACAGUUGGAAAACCAGGUACCAGGUAUUCUAUAACGUUUUCAAAUCAAUGAAAAAUGGUGAACCCCUGGCCAUGGUGGUAAAUUCUUCACUGUUAUUUAACCACAUAGCGAGCCGGGAGAACUUUGUGUCACCCAUACGAUCACUUUGCCUCGGCUAUUUUUGGAGCGUAACAAGGUCCAUUCUGAAAAAUCCAGAUGACAAGGUGAAUAAAAGCGUGGAGUUAUUGGACUCUGCAUACCCCUACGCGUGCAACCUUAAUCAGCAUUGCUCUCAAUGUGUCUUGCAACCAGGAUGCGGAUGGUGUAAAGGUGAAAAAAGUGGUUUUUGCACCGCUGGCCUAUCACGUGGACCAACAUCAACGGCUUUUUGUAGUCCAACGGAAUGGUACCAUGGAACUUGUACGUCAACGUGUCCAUUACGUCACGGUAGGUUUUGCAGUGCAAAUGGAAUAUGUGAAUCUGGUCGAUGCAACUGUUUUUUGGGAUUUCAUGGGAAAGAUUGUUCGAAGAGGGGCUGUGUCUAUAAGACGAAACAAAACGAUACUCUACAAACAAUUUCCCUUUGGUCGCAUGUCGAUGUCGUUAAUAUUCAAAAGGCCAACUCUGGACGUCUGAGACUUUUUACUAGAGCAGUCAAUUCACUUGUGACGGUUCCGAUGUCUAAUCAAAAUUACAAAUGUAUUAACGAUACUGAAAUGUUAAAGUUCCAUCCGGUAUUCCCCAGAAUGCUUCGCCUUUCGAGGAACAAAGCAGGACUGGACAGCUUCUGUGGCCUCUUUGAGUCCAUAGCCCCUGAAAGUGGGUCCCCCUCUGCCUGUAAAGGACUCACAAGUAGAGGACGAUGUUUGGAAUCGGGCAAAUGUUCGUGGAAUAUUCGGGAACCAUGCUCUGGAAUGAUAUUGGAAGGCUGUUUCAAGUUAACGCACUGGGUUGAUCUGCUUGCUCAGAAAUCUGAAAUUAUUUAUUCGCCGAUACCUGGCAACGUUAAAAUAGAAAAGGACGCCAUUAAAAUCACUGGCUGGCCUGAGAGUUUGUGGGAAGGCUAUACCGUAACAAUCUCUCAUUUGAGACCCUAUAAUAUCACCAGUGUGCAGAGCGGUCAAAAAAUUGGGAAAACCUUGCCACAAGUUUCAAUUCUUCCAGCGUUUGUGAGCGUACAAGUCAUACACGAUGGCGUAUAUAAAAAUCCUAUGGCAUUCCUACUUCCAUGCAGCCCAGGCUGCUCUCAAGUGCUUCAUUUCUACAAUGGGUUAUGCGACCAAGCAUGUAACACAGACGCAUGUAACCACGACAACGGAGAAUGCAUAUCCAUGUAUUUCAACCAAUCCGAUUACGCACUAGAGCCAAUGAGUUUUCAUGAUUUGUAUUCUCCGGCUUCUUUAAGGACAUUGUUCCAGUUACAGAAAAUAACUGGAGAGAAAAAUCUGGAAGUCGCACGUGGACCACUCAGUGUCUUUUCUAUUGCUAAAUGGAUUGUUGUGGAAACACUCAACACAUCUGACUUUUAUUCUUAUCUUGUAUAUAGAAGUCAAAGGAGUCGCUUGAUCAAAUUCAUUAACCCUUUGAUAGCACUGAACACAUCGCUGGAGAAGAUGACUCUGUUAACGGCACAGAAGUUGAUUGAACUUGGAGUACAUAACGUGUCUCCGUAUAGUAGAUGUAGUUCUGACUACGAUAUUGUAGACAUUAAAACAUCGUCCCUGCGAAAUCAAACGAACUUUCAAAUUGGAUUGAAUAAGCUUAUGUCUGCUCAGAUUGUAGAUAUGACGCUGGGUUCAAAUUACAGCCAAUCUCAAGAGCCGUAUCUGCACCUAGUAAUACCGCGUCAUGCUGUCAGUUACCGCUGGUUGAAUCAUUUUGAUCCAACUCUGAACGUUGAGAGCACUUGUGACUCACUGACUUCGUGUUCGGGACAUGGUAUUUGUUUCACCAAUGGCAGUUGCAAAUGCGACAACUUUUACAUGGGAAGAAAAUGUAAGUUUAAUACCUGUCCCGGCAGAUGUUCUGGUCACGGUACAUGCAUUGAGGGUGUAUGUGUUUGCAGCGUAGGUUGGGAUGGAGACGACUGUUCCAAGGUAAAGUUUUGCACACCGCUCUGUCCUGAAGCAUGGAUAGGUGACAGCGUUUGUGACCCAGACUGUAAUACUCCCGAGUGCAAUGGAGACAAAGGGGACUGUCAAGACGUUUGCAUUUGCCCAAAAUCAUGGCUUAGUGAUGGCGCGUGUGAUCACAUGUGCAAUAACAGCAAUUGUGGCUACGAUGGUGGUGAUUGCGUUGAAGAGGAGUGCAGUUCUGGGUGUCGAUCUCAAAUGCUGGGAGAUGGGAUAUGUGAUCAUCAGUGUAAUACAGAAAUAUGCGAUCGAGACAAAGGAGAUUGCGAAAGCCUUCCUAUCUGCCCGUGCAGCUCAGUUCUUCAAGGCAACGGAAUGUGUGAUGAUAAAUGUAACAUUUUGGAGUGCAUGUACGACUAUGGAGAUUGUACAUUCCAGAUUGUUGAAGGCAGUUGUCCUCAGGCGUGCUCACCUCCUAUGAUUGGUAAUGGAUUUUGUGACUUGUCGUGUAAUUUAUCUGCUUGUAACUUUGAUGGCGGAGAUUGUACAAUUUCGACGAGUUCAAUUGAUUCAUGCUCUGAAGGUUGCCUUCCUACUUUUCGAGGCGACGGAGUUUGCGAUUCUGUUUGCAACUUGCAGGCCUGCGGAUUUGACGACGGUGACUGUCCCAAAACAGCCGUGCAAGAAUGCGCACCGGAAUGUGAAGUGGACAUGGUAGGAGAUGGAACCUGUCAGCAACAGUGUCAAGUAGAAGAAUGUUCAUUUGACGCAAAUGAUUGUAUGUGUGCUCCAGGAUGCCUCAACUCAACUUUGGGAGAUGGAAUUUGCAACAUCGAUUGCUUUGUGGAACCUUGCAAUUAUGAUGGAAAUGACUGCAUGUGCCCUCCUGAGAAUUGCCCAAAGCAUUUAAUUGGUAAUGGACAUUGUGAUGUUGCAUGUAACAGCAGAAUCUGCGACUUUGACGGUGGGGACUGUACAUGUUCAGCUUGUUUGUACCAUUACGUCGAUUCGUGA
Molecule: messenger RNA, 11508 nt
Organism: Porites lobata
Lineage: Eukaryota; Metazoa; Cnidaria; Anthozoa; Scleractinia; Poritidae
Source: the annotation of a GenBank genome assembly